Molecule: messenger RNA, 3130 nt
Organism: Scatophagus argus
Lineage: Eukaryota; Metazoa; Chordata; Actinopteri; Scatophagidae
Exons: 4
Coding region: 447-1214 (255 amino acids)
Biological process (GO): T cell costimulation; cell surface receptor signaling pathway; cellular response to lipopolysaccharide
Cellular component (GO): external side of plasma membrane
Source: RefSeq, a predicted model, not a curated record
UCUAGAGUGACUACUGAGUCAAAUAAUAUCAGUUUGUAGCCUACUAUAAUCUGUCUGUGUCGUGUUAUGAUCUGUCUGCAUAUACCUUUUGGUCACUGCAGCUCAACUUGUUAACUUUGAUCAAGAUAUGUUGUAUAGUCCUCAAUGGAAAAAGGACAGUAGCGUCAUUUUUUCCUGACGUUUAACAAUAUCCGGAAAUUGAGAUCAACGUUACUGGUGGACUUUCUCGCUUUCACUUCCCUUCAGACGGACUGCACGCAGACGCCACCUGAUUUGUCGCGAACUGGGAUUUUACCAAUUUACACUUGACGGAUACCUUAGUUUAAUCAAGACAACAACACGACAGGGAAGAGAUUAGAAUAGUAAUCCUUUCUAGAAGGUGUCCCAGUUUAGCAGCAUAUAUUCUGACAGAUCCAUUAGGCUUUUCUUGGCCCACAGAGCGCGACAUGAGGACAGUACUGCGAGUGUUAAUGGUACUAAUUGUCUCAGGUGAUGCCGAGAUGAUGACCACAGUCACUGGAGUCUUGAACGGCAGUGUCCUUCUGCCAUGCACCUGUUCAGAGAGGAAUGAGGGUAAAGGUUUUCAGUGGCAGAUGGAAGAACCAAACAAGAUGCUGGUGUUUAAAUAUGACAACACCACAAACAAAGGCAGGGCCACGAUAUUUCUGCCAGAGAACAGCAGUAACUGCUCUCUUCUCCUCACCAACAUCACAGCAAAUGACAUGGGGAAGUACAGAUGCUCUUUUCACUCUGGACAGCUAUACAAGAAAGUCUUUGUGUAUCUAAACAUCUCUGUGAACUUCAGUGUCUGUCAGAAUGACACCAACCUGCAUGGUGAAAAUGUUCUCCAGUGUGAUGCAGAAGGACCCUAUGCCGAGGCAGAGAUUCAGUGGAAUUAUGAAGGACGGCUUCUUAGAAAUUCAUUCAAAACUCAUAUAACCUACACAAACACCCGAAAUGCUACGACUGGCCUCUACCAUUUCACCAGCAGUCUCAUCUCUAAACACAACUGGACGUCAAAACCUACAUGUAAUGUCAUGGCCAAAGGCAUAUCAACUGUCAUUAGCGAUGGCUGCAAACCAAAACAUGAGGAAUAUUCAGGGCCCCUCAAACCAGAAGAUUUCAUGAGAUAUCCGUACGUUAAGCUUAUUCCCAUCAUGUCAGUGUUUGGAUUUUCCUUGUUAUUGUGGUGGCGUUGGAAACUUUCACAGUAGGUUUCGCAAGAGUUUGUUAUUCAGUUGUUUAUUCAGCAUUAGUUGAGUUCCACACCGGUUUGCUUCUGUGUUGACAUUUUUAUGUUGUGUUUAGUGAGACUCUCAGUAAAAUUUCUUUCCAUAUCUUUUGAUGUUUGCAUCAAAAGGGGGUUAGUCAUGAAUCUGCUGUCAUGCUGGUACAGGUUACAUCUUGUGUCCAUCUUAAUUUGUUUUUGGAAAACGAGGUCCUGUUUUUGAGCCAACCUACCCUGAACAAAAUCCCUCACAAACUUUAGGAAUCUGAGAAGAAUUUUCAAUCUAAACAUCCGUUGUUACAGAGACACAAUGUAGAACUGUCCAGUUUAAUGUACUUUGUUUUGAUUAUGUAUGUAAACUCUCACUGCUGUGACUUAAGUGUAAAAAAAAGAGAGUUUUAAUACAGAGAUAUUUACCAUAACAAUUUUAGGUAGCUUGACCUGAAAUGGCAACAUUUGUGAAAAUUAUGUCAGGGUUCAUAUGCAAAAAAUUUGUAAGCUUUUUUCAAAGACCAUAUUUUUGUAUAACACAGUGCCAGUACUAGGCAUUGUUUAUUUACAUUUAAACCACAUGUAAUUCAUAUAUUUGUAGGACCUGUAUAAAAUCUACAUAAGGCUGACAUUUGCUGUGAUUUUUUUUCUUUUUUUUUUUUAUAAGGACAAGCUUGGAUGAGCAUUUCUUGUAUUAGCAUGUGUGAAACUGAAACUUGUUUUUCUGUAACUGCCUCUGUGAUAUACUGGUUACAAUUAAUAUAGUUCCUUUGUUGCACUUUUGUAAAUAUGUGGUAUAAGGUCAUUGUAUAUAUCACGUCAAGGUUCAGAACGGACUCUGUGACAGUGUUGUGAUGUUCAAGAGGUGCAACGCCAAAAUAAGAAGUUGAGACUGUGAAUGAUCCCCACCAAACACUCAAGAGCCUUUUUUUUUUAAUUAUCUUUUCUCAUCUAAGAGGAGGACAUUAUUGAACUAGGGGAACUGAGAAUAUUUCUGGUCCAGAUGUUCAGCCCACCACAGAUCCCAUAUUCUGGGUUUUGCCUUGGCCCUGCUUCUGUAAAAGUGCAAACAAGAGAGUGCACCAAAUCUGAAGCAAGCUUUCUAAUAAUGUGUGUGAAUACGUGGACUUUUCCAGGGUCAAAAUGGUUUAAGUGAAACCUAUCCUCAAAAUGAUUUGCUAAGAGAAAUAAACCGACCAUGUAACCCACAUACCCCAUUUUAGCCCUGGAGACAUUUUGUUGGAUUGUCUUUUGUUUUUGUGUCACUAAUUCCUUUUGUAUUUUUAUUAUUUUUGUAAUCAAGUCAUCAUUCUCGCUCUUGUUCUCUCUUUGUAAAUAAUUUUGAUAUGUGUUGAACGACACAGCACUGUAAAAGCUAAGAUUUCCAGCAUGUUUUGACUUGUCACUGGGGCUUUUAGGCUGAGAACAUACAAAGAACUUACUUUUGUCUAGCUGGAGGAAAGUGCAAGAUUCAACAUUGUUUGUACACUGUGUGUGUGUGUGUGUGUGAAAGAGAGGUGACAGGAACAACUAAUCACAUAACACAUCAAAAAAAAUGUUUAUUUUUGUUCAUUUAGAUUAUCUUUCUUAAAUUAGCUUAAACAUUUUGAAGUAUGUUUACAUUUCUGUCAUCAUUUUCAACAUUAGUUUGUAACCCUGAAUCAAAGUAAUAAAAUUUGACAGAAAAAAACGCAGGUCAGCAAGUGACAUUCACAUUUCCCUUUAAAAAAAUUUCAUUUCCCUUUUUUACUUUUUUUUUUUACUAAACCUCAUUAAUGAACAAAACUUUCAACACAAAAUAUUCUUCACUACUGUGUAAACAUCUUUUAUGUUAAACAACUAAAUAAACCAUAUUCAACAAUAACGGGAAAUGUGUAACGCCUAUAAACAAUAAAGAGACAAUAAACAAUU